Molecule: messenger RNA, 2475 nt
Organism: Osmerus eperlanus (European smelt)
Lineage: Eukaryota; Metazoa; Chordata; Actinopteri; Osmeriformes; Osmeridae
Product: relaxin-3 receptor 1-like
Exons: 1
Coding region: 434-1636 (400 amino acids)
Biological process (GO): immune response; cell chemotaxis; calcium-mediated signaling
Cellular component (GO): external side of plasma membrane; membrane
Molecular function (GO): C-C chemokine binding; C-C chemokine receptor activity
Source: RefSeq, a predicted model, not a curated record
GUUCUCCCGGUGGUAGAGAAACACUGCGAGCCUCAGCUAUGCGCGCGCACGGGACUUGUAUAAAAGAAUGUGUUGCGGGUCCGUGCCCUGAUAAGGCUGUGGAACCUGUGUGGAUACGGCUGGUGACGGUCAUGUCUAGCAUCGGACGGAAAACUUGGUGUUUUCUGACUAAUCUUAGCUUUCGAAUUUGACAGCAAAUGUAGCAGUUUCACCAUUAUUCGCAAGGAAUAUUUUAACCUUCAGUUUCAUCUACUUUAAAAUCUUUUGACGACGCACCCUCAUCUGUAAGUUACUGUGUCGACUGUGGAACGCGCGACAGAGUGAGUGAGUCAGAGAGGGUUAGGAGAGUGAGAGAGCUGAGAGAAGAUAAAGAAAACAAAAUAACAGUGAGCAGAACCGAGAGAGGAGGGUGAUUACCCUGGAAACAUUACAGAUGCAGUCCUUCAUGCUGAACGCCAGCCAAGGCUGCCUCCAGACUUCAUCUGCCUGUGAGGAGGAGCAGCCGGAGGGGGUGCUGGCUAACUGCUCCUACGGCUCCUCCAGUCUCUCCCUGCGCUGCUGGUUGCAACUCCUCACCAGGGAGUCUGUCCUGGAGCUGCAGGGAGACACCUCCAGCCUGGCCUCGCGGGUCUCCAUGGCACUGGUCUACAGCAUGGUGUGCGCUCUGGGGCUGGUGGGCAACUCCCUCGCUCUCUACCUGCUCCACUCCCGCCACCGGCAAAAGCAGUCUUCCAUCAAUUGCUUCGUCAUGAGCCUGGCCGUUACCGACCUGCAGUUCACGCUCACGCUCCCAUUCUGGGCAGUGGACACAGCGCUGGAUUUCCGUUGGCCGUUUGGCCGUAUCAUGUGCAAGAUCGUGAGCUCAGUGACCAUGAUGAACAUGUACGCCAGCGUGUUCUUCCUGACUGCCAUGAGCGUGGCGAGGUACUACUCUGUCUCGUCUGCUCUCAAGAUGCGCAGCCGGCGAGCCGCCAACGCCAAGUGGGUGAGCCUGGGCGUGUGGGCGGUGUCUCUACUGGCCACGCUCCCCCACGCUGUCUACUCCACCAGUGUGCAUGUGUCGGACGAGGAGCUGUGUCUGGUCAAGUUCCCCGAGUCGGGCAGCUGGGACCCUCAGCUACUCCUGGGCCUGUACCAGCUGCAGAAGGUGCUGCUGGGCUUUUUCCUUCCACUGGUGGUCAUCACCACCUGCUACCUGCUGCUGCUGCGCUUCGUCCUCAGCCGGAGGAUCGCCGGGGGCACCGGCGGGGUGGACAGUGAGAAGGACCGCCUGAAGCGCCUCUCCAAGGUCACCAAAUCAGUGGCCAUCGUGGUUCUUUCCUUCUUCCUGUGCUGGCUUCCCAACCAGGCCCUCACCCUCUGGGGGGUGCUGAUCAAGUUCGACUUAGUGCCGUUCAGCGUGGCCUUCUACAACGCCCAGGCCUACAUCUUCCCUCUCUCCGUGUGUCUGGCACACACCAACUCCUGCCUCAACCCCGUCCUCUACUGCCUCAUCCGCAGGGAGUUCCGAGCCGGCCUCAAGGAGAUCCUGCUGAAGGCCACGCCCUCCUUCUCCCGACUGACUCACCUGCUGCCUCGCAGGAGCAAGGUGGCCGAGGCCCCGCCCAUUCUCGUCUUGGUCCAGAUGGAUGCGUGAGCGGGGCUCGAUUUAUCUGGCCUGGCAGUGACAGUAUCUGGGCUUGAUUCAUAUUGGCCUGGCAGAGACAGUAUCUGUGCUUGAUUCAUGGGGGUUGAUUGAUCUGGCCUAAUGAAAUGGAAACAGUUGUGCCAAACAGUGCUCCACCCAUGCACCUCACCUGGAGUGCCCCCCCCACCCCCAGGUGAGGUGGAAUAGGGGCCCCAGGGACACAGCCUGCCUGCAGAGCCGACAGGAGCUCAAACGCUACGCUUUUAACAGCAACCUCUGAUUUUUGAUUGAUUCUAGCAAUAGAUUCAUGACAAUUGUCCGUAGGGAUGUGCUCUAGUUUUCCUCUCUCCCUCCCUCCCUCUCUGUCUCUGUCUUAUUCUCUCAGUCUUUCUGUCUGUCUCUCCCCAUCUCAUUCCACCCCCUCCCUUGCUCUUACAAAUUCCCUUUGCAUUCUUCAAAUGAAGCCUUUACUGCAGCAAUUAUGUUUCUGUCUUCUUUUUUUCAAUACAGUAACGUACAUUCUAUAAAGCUACUCUGAGAUGGGUCAUUCAUUUUUUGUUCUGAAUUUCUGCAGCAAAAUAAACAAAAUGCAUGCAUUUACUAAACCCAACAAAACAAAAAUGUAGAGGCUUCAAAAGAAACUGCAUUGCAAAACACAAUCUAUGAUCCAUAUACUGUGAGACCUGACUUUCCGUGGAAGUGGAGAUCAAAAUUUUGGGGCGUGACAAAGGUACAGACCAGAGCCAGAUAGAGUGGAUUUUUUGUAACCGCCCAUUUUACAGCUACAUUUUUGUAUUGUGAGAUUUUUAUAGUAAAGAGGUGUCAAUGGGGCUUGAGGUUCACUGUAU